GUAAAGGUGGACUGCUUUUGUGUCGCGCCGGCUGCAAUUUGACUGUCGCCUUCAGAGUGACAGUCAGACAGACAGACAGUCAGUCGACUCUCUCACUCAUUUUCUGUGUGUUGGGGAAGUGCACCUGGAAACUUUUACAUUGUAUUCGUCCAGUAUGUCCAUCAGUCGGAAGAACUGGUCGGCUUUGUCCAGCCUGGCACGCCAGUGGACGAUGGAGGAUGAGGAGGAGGUGGAGAGGGAGAGGAGGAGGAGGGUGAGGGGCUCGAGCAGCACCGCCGACCCCGAUGCUGACGUCAGUCAAACAACAGGCGUGUCGCCCACCGGUGACAGCACCUUCGGGACAGCCUCCACGAGUGAGACGUCCCAAGGGCUCAGCAGUGCGGAGCAGCUGCAGCUGGACUUUGUGGAGAUGCUGCGUGUCCGUGAUGAAAAGCGGAGGAAGAGGCACGUGGAGACGCUGAGGCGACAGAAGGAGUUAGGGGAGGAUGAGGCAGAGGCCUGUGAGGGAGGUGAAGGAGGAGCCAGGGUGGAGCUACUGGGGGACUUGGAUGAGGACCAGGGUGACGUGUUGCCGUCUGUGAAAACCACGUCCAAACCACAACCACCCCCCAAAACAGCCUCUUACAGCCCAAUCACCACCACUACCACCAGCAGCACCAUCACCAGCAGCAGCAGCAGCAGUGCUAACAUCGCAAAUAGACAACACGAAAAUGGAGAAUCGUCGGGCAAAGAUCCUGAACCCAAGCCACCGUCCAACCCGGCUCGCAAGUUUGUCAGCUCUGUCUCCAUCUCACUCGACAAAAGUCCCUCCACCAGCAGGUGUGCGACUCCCAUGAGCCCCCGCUCUCCGACGGGCCCCUCGUCCCCUCGAGAACACUGGCCCUCGCCUUGCCAGAGUCCCUCACCGAGGGGAGCUCAGAGCCCCGUUCACAACGGACACACACAGGAGAAUGGCUCUUCCCCCAACGGCAACUUUGAACAGACGACCAAGCCUGCGUUCGUCAGGCAGAGCUCCAGGACUAUAUCUUUCAGGAUGAUGAGGAAGAAAGAGGAGGAGAGCGCGCCGCUGCAGAGGAGUGCGAGCGUGAGGAUCGCCUCCAAGAAGUUUGAGUCCAACACAGACGAAAAUGAAGAUGAAGACAAAGCGUCAUCUUUUCAAAGAAACUCUCGGCAAAGGAUUUCGUCCCGGUCCAUCCAGGAGAAGAUGGAGAGACUGGCUCAGGCUGCACAGAAGUCUGAAGCGACGCGUUCACCUGACGUGACCCAGAGGACCCUGUUCCUGCUGGAGGAGGUGUCCAGGAAGAGAGGCCUGUUCGAGAAGGAGCAGCAGGCGGCGGGCCCCGCCAGCCCGGGAGUUUCCAGACAGGAAUUUAGGAGCUUCACAUCAGGAAUGUCGGACCGCAUCAACCGCUGGCUCAGCAAGACCAGCCAACCCGGAUCUCCACACAGUCCUGCAGACUUGAGAAACGUGGACAUCUCCAGUAAGAGGAGCCUGUUCGAGAGCGGCAGGGAGGACUGUGUCCCUAAAACCAGCCCUGGAAAAAUCCUCAAGUGAAGGACGCCCAUUUAUAUUACCCCGCAGGUGAAAUUACUGCGUGUAGUGACGCGACGGUGGCAGCAACACUUCUGAGGAAGCCAAUAACUUUUAAUUUGAUAUGGAAUAACAAUACGUUUCUUUCUUUUGCUUUUCUGUGCCUUUAUAUCCUUUUACUUAGAGGACAAGGAGACGAGGAAGACAGCCAGGAGAUUAAUGGACGCUAUGACUGAUUCUUUCUUCAAGAUUUUUUUUUUUGUCUUUUUUCUUUCUUACUUCAUUGCCAAAGCACACAGGAGGAACAGAUAUGCGAACCGCAGAUAACAUUUUAAAAAAAAAGUGAGUUGAGUUUUAGCUUUAGAGGACUGAACACAGGGAUGCUGCUUUUAAAGUUAGGAGGCUUCAAUCAUACACAUCAGCACUGCUUCUCCAAGUACAAAAUACUUGGAAAAGAGUGAAAAGCAAAGUGAGAGGUGGAGAAAAAGUGUUGUUUUUUGCUUAAAAAAAAAA
Molecule: messenger RNA, 2044 nt
Organism: Acanthopagrus latus (yellowfin seabream)
Lineage: Eukaryota; Metazoa; Chordata; Actinopteri; Spariformes; Sparidae
Gene: lad1
Product: ladinin
Exons: 13
Coding region: 155-1555 (466 amino acids)
Molecular function (GO): structural molecule activity
Source: RefSeq, a predicted model, not a curated record